GUCCAGGCAGUGAGACAGGGCAGCCCCAGUAGACUUCCCAGGCUGCCCUCUGGGAAGCAGGCAGGAAGGUUGAGUGUAUUACGUUGGCCCCGCCUCCUGAAGCUCUCUCCACAGCUGCUGGACUGGACACAAAAGCGUGAGGGACAGAGACACCAUCUCUGCUGAUUUGUACCCAACUCUAGUUCCAGUAGCUGAGAAGCUACAUAUGACAGAGAAGCUGGGGGGGCGGGGCACGUGGCUGUCUGCAUUUCCCAGGUAUCUUGAGCCAAGUCAAAGGUCUGUGUCGGAGAAGCAGGGACAGAAGGGCCUGCACAUAUGGCACAGGUGGACCCCCAGGAUGGACAGGGUGAGGCAUCUCCUCUCUGCAGCUAUGACCCCCGGAUGCUACGCAUGAACUUGGAGAGUGAGGAUGAGGACCAUGGACAGGCAGGAGACAAAGAGGGCACUGGUGACACUGGUCAGUGGGCCCAUUCAAGGCUCAGCUCCCAAGGGACUCAGGACAAAACUGACUUGCCACGGCAGCAUCCGUUCCACAAAAAGGAAGAGAAAUUCUCUGACUCCUUUAGUGCAGGAGUCGUGGGGAAGAAACCCAUGGCAAUGCCUAGGAAGAAGGCCAGCUGGGAAAGAGACGAGUCAAAGAUCACCCUGACUCAGGACUCCCCCAGAGCAAGCACAACUCCCAGUGGCCUCCCCAGCAGCUUCUCACACAAGGGGUUCGGUCAGGUGCAACCUCCUAGGGACCCAUUACCUGCUGGCAAUGAUGGAGACUGGAGGGCAAACCUGGACACUGCUCUAGGUAUCCCAUCCAACUUCCCUGGUUCUGGAAGAUAUUUCUGUGCACAGAAAGGGGUAGACAAGUCCCCAGACAGCUCCUCUCCAGCUUGUGUCCCCAAGGCGGCGGGCAGUUGGGACCCGUCCACGCAGGAGACACAUAUACCAGCCCAGGGGUCGGCCACCCCAGCCAACCUGGCAGCGGAGGCGCUGGCCAAAGUGCGGAAGGGCUUUAAGGACCAGAACCCGGCGGGCGCCGGGGAGGGCGGGCAGAGGGAGGCGUGUCCCCACAAGCGCCGGUGGGGCGGGCAGGCCUUCCAGAAGCCGCCUGGCGCCAAGCCCUACGCGUGCGAGCUGUGCGGGAAGGUGUACUCCCACCGGGGCACUCUCCAGCAGCACCAGCGCGUGCACUCGGGCGAACGACCCUACCGGUGCCCCUUUUGCGACAAAGCCUACACGUGGUCCUCGGACCACCGCAAGCACAUCCGCACACACACGGGCGAGAAACCCUACCCUUGCCCGGACUGCGGCAAGGCCUUCGUGCGCUCCUCCGACCUGCGCAAACACCAGCGCAACAUGCACAGCACCGACAAGCCCUUCCCGUGUGCCGAGUGCGGCCUGACCUUCAACAAGCCGCUGUCGCUGCUGCGCCACCAGCGCACGCACCUGGGCGAGAAGCCCUUCCGCUGCCCCACCUGCGACCGGGAGUUCGCCGUGGCCAGUCGGAUGAUGGAGCACCAACGCGUGCACUCGGGUGAGCGGCCCUUCCCCUGCCCCACCUGCGGCAAGUGCUUCACCAAAUCCUCCAACCUGAUCGAGCACCAGACGCUGCACACGGGCCAGAGGCCCUUCAAGUGCGCUGACUGCGGCGUGGCCUUCGCGCAGCCCUCGCGCCUCACGCGCCACCAGCGCAUCCACACGGGCGAGAGGCCCUUUCCUUGCGCGCAGUGUGGCCAGGCCUUUGCGCGCUCCUCCACCCUGAAGCGGCACCAACAGAUCCACUCCGGGAAGAAGGGCUUCCUCUGCGCCGAGUGCGGCAGGGCUUUCCGUAUUGCCUCGGAGCUGGCCCAGCACAUUCGAGUGCACAACGGGAAGAGGCCCUACCAGUGUGAGGACUGCGGCCAGGCCUUCACCCGCUCCAACCACCUCCAAAGACACCGAGCCAAGCACCGCAGCUGCAAGAAGGAGCCCAUCCCCUCCUCCUCGGACGAGUGAGGGCUCCAUCAGCUGACUCUCAGGGAAGGUGAAGACAUGGCCGACCUCGGAUGCAGUGACGAAAAAAACUAGCCCAUUCUGCCCUCAAAGCCAUGUGCAAAUACCGAGAAGGUCCGGGCUGGUCCUGUCUAGAGAAAGGUACUUUUCUGUUUUUAUGUAAAUAAAGGAAUCCCCAGAUGUGGUCUCUAUGGAGGAAUCUUCCAAAGCAGCAAAUUAUACCUGGGGGUAACUCAAACCCAUCCGAAUGGCUCAGCAUUUCACUUUCCUAACGAAAUGACUUUACCCUGGGGAAUGUCUGAGUCAUGGCUUUGAAUUAGAGACGGCCUUUAUCUUAAAGAGAGGGGCGUUUAUGUCCUAUAUUUGGGACCUAGUUAUCCUAGAAAUCCAGAACAGCCUUAGCCUCUGAAAAAGAAGAAGCCCGCUUCUCUUCACAGUGGAGCUUACUAACUGGAACUAAUCAGAGUCUCAGCCGCAAAAUUCACAGGUGCCUCCUCUCUGGCUACCUCUUCUCCUGUUUCCACCCUGGGAGCUUCAAUCACAUGCUAUAUUUACAGAGGAAUCUGCCCAUUUACAGAGACAUAUACAAAAUUUCUCCCUAUGGGCUUGACCAUGGUUCGGGAAGCCUUUUAGAUUCAUUUAAACUUGCCAGGAUCAAGAGCUCCAAUGUGAAGUAAAUAAAAUAAAGGACCCCUUGCCCAAGUGCAAUCAGCUUGUUUCACCGUCAUUAAAAACAGGUUUGCAAACCUACGUGACUCGCAGUUAUUCUCGAACAAGGUUAACCGAAAUUUGCAUUACUAACAGCCAUCCUUAGAGAUGUACUGCUACAUACAUUGAUUUUGUAUAGUUUAAAAGUCAGUAGUUCUUAGCUCUGGACCUCAAGCGGGAGGAAUCCGUGACUUCACAGAGUUCCGUUGACGCACGCAGGUAAACGACACUUCUCAUCUUACCAAAGUUAAAGAAGGCACUCCACAAAAAGGUGCCAGUUCUUUGAAGCAUAUUUAUUUGCUUCUGAGUUCGCCCCAGUGCCAAUUACUUGAGGAUACCAGAUAACUUUGCUCCUUCUGUACUGAUUACUUCUGUCAGCACCAAGAUAGAAAUACAAAGCUAAAACAUCGAGAAAAAACCCUGAGGGAAAAGAGAGGAGAGAAGGUGGGAAGAGAAGAGAGAUCUUAAAAAGAGAAAUGGGUAAAAAAUCUAGUUCAUGAAGCAGGAAAUGGAAUGUAGAGUCUGGUCAUGAAUCCCAAGUAAGUACCUUGAGGAGAAGGAUCCCGACACAGCAAGGGAAAUACGAAGACCUAAGGGUCAGUCAUUGUUCAGAUCAAUGAACAAGAAAUUGGGGUUUGGAGGCUAAGAUGUGGAAUGAUCAGUUCAAACCCAUAUUCCAAGGCAGCAGUUACAUAUACUUCUGACGACCUGGGUCCGGAAGGCACCCGGGAAAAUGUUUUUGUUUAUCUUGAGUGAGUUUGACAUAUGACCAUCUUUAUGAUCUGUUUAAGUUCUUUUGAUUCUGCUCGAUGGAAACAGGUGCACCAGAGCUGCAACGCAUCUUUCUUGGUCUCCCAUCAGGUACUCAGUGAAGCACAGGGAACAGAAGAGAGUUCCCAGUAAUAAUGCUCCUUCCCCUAACUGGUCCUGCUUUAUAGACAGAAAGUGAAGAACCAAGAUGGGUUUCUGUGGCUCUUCCAAGAUUUGAGGAAGGUGUGAAGCACGCUCAGCUGCAACGUGGGGCUGUGAAUGCCAACACUUAGAAGGCUGUAUUAAUCAAACAAAAUUAUUUUGCUAAUAUGUAUUCACAAUGUAUAGUCACAAUCACCUAUUUUUAAAAAACUUAUUUCUUUUUGGGGGGCAAUAAAGAUUCUAUGUAUUGGGUGAAAUACCACAUUAAGUUUAGAGCUUUAUAAUACUAGGAUUUUCUUUGUUUUAUUUAAUGUUUUGAGGAAUUCUGAUGCUAACAGGGUUAGAUCUGGGAAAGGGACUGAGUCAAAUGCCAUUGGAGAGAUCAUUGUAUGCAAAGAGGCUCCUGAAUGCCUGUGGAAUAUGUCCUUGGCUGGAUCAAACCUCAAAUCAACAUCUUACCCAUUGCUCUGUCUUAGCAUGCUGGCAGCCUUCCUUCAGAAGGCUAAAGGAAGAGCAGGGAGAAAGACACAGGUCAGGUAUCUUAUGUGGACCUUAUUCAUGUUAUCUUAUUGAAUAACAACAGCCUAUAAAGUGGGCAUUGCCAUCUUCAUUUUACAGAUGGUGAAGCUGAGGCUCAGAAAGCAAGAAUUACAGCUAAUAAAGUGUAGACCUGAGAGUCUGACCUAGUGCCUUUCCAAGGUGCAUCCUCUAUACUGUUCUAUCUCAAUGUGAGGCCUAGGAAAGAAGGUAUUGGAGGGGUGACCUUCCUGAGCUGACGUUUUAGCUUAUUCCAUAUUAGCCUCCACUGCAUUUCGCAAGGAUCCCCUCCGAAAUUAUUUAGUCAGUGAGCCUCCACUGAGAAACAAAUGACUGACAUACAGGAAAUGUACAUGUAGGAACAUAUAGAAAAAUAUUCUCACAGAUAAUAAAAAAACAUGCACAUUGAAACAGUGAUGAGAUCUUAAAUACUGGACCUUCAAGUCAUCUGCGCCCACACCCUAAGUAUGCAUGUGCUUGUUUAUGAGCCUGAAUUCCAGCCUGAAUUCAAGGAAAUUGCCUGGGAAUUCCCAGCCCUUGUUUCUCCUGACCUUCUGGCACUCUAAUCCUGCUCCAGCUUCCAGCUUCGUGACCUGACCUUAUCUCUGGAGGCCUGUCUGUGCAUAUCCUACCUGAUAAUUGGGUCCUAGCUUGAUUCUUUGAAUUUCCUCUAGUCCAUUCCUUUGGCUACCAAGGAACUGCCCACCCCAGGCUCAGUCCUGAGGAAUCUAAUCUGGCCGCAGCCAUUCAGUUGACUGUGUUGGCGUCAGGAGCUGGGGUGAGAAUGCUGACAUUUUGUCUAAAUGUUGUGAGGGACUCUCCAUGCUCUUCUGGCAAAAUUUAAUUUACCCAUUGGCAUGCUCCACUUUCAGUUUAUGGGAAAUGGGAUAUAUGGGAAAACAGUAUUCCAGGAUCAACUGCCCACACCAUUGGCUCAAUUACCAGAAGUAAUGAAGGAGUGUUAUCACUGCCUACAAGCCUUAUGGAAUUUUACUCAGCCUGUCACUUUCUCUCGGGUGUUCCAAGUAAGUAUGCGGCUUCUCAGGAAGUGUUUUUGGUCUGAGCAAUGUAAGACUUGCUACAAAGACCAAAAAAACCCAAAAAACCCACAAUUAUAUAUGGCAGAGCUAUAGACUUCAUGACAAGAGCCUUUGUCCCCACCAGAGGACACAUUUACUUUGUGAAUCUGUGGCUGUUGCCCUUCAUAAUUUUUUUCACAUAUACUUCCAGAAGGUUCACUGGGCUCUCAACUUUACCCAGGGUGUGGGGGCAUAUCUUCAUCAUAAGAGUUAGUGGGACUAUAUACAAGUGACCAAGCCUCCCUGUGCCAUAGUCUUUUCAUUAGUAAACUGGGGAUAAUAAUAGUACCUACUUGAGAAUUGUGAGAAUUAAAUGAACAAAUGCAUGUAAAGAGCUUAGAAGGUACCUGGCAUGUAAUAAGCACUCAGUCUAGGUUAGCUGUUGUUGGUGCUCUACUCCCUUCAGGAAUGAACAGUAAAGGCCCUUCGGCUGUUAACAUUUCUCAAGGGGAUGAUGCGGGACAGUCAGUUUCUGCUCCUGCAUCCCCAAGUAACUUCCUCUAGUGAGGUCUUGGAGCACAGUACAAUCAGAUUUUCUAUUGGCGGCUUUUCUAUAAAGAAAGUCACUGGUGUUUGGUGAAGUGAUGUGUAAAGUGACCCCAAAGUGGAACUCCUCAUCCAGCCCCAGAAGGAAAGUGGAUAUUCGUCUACUCAUCAGUGGGGAAACCUGCAUGUUUCUAGGAAGGGAGGUUGGCAUGUUACUGCUAUAAAAUCUUGUGAGUGGCUUGCAAUGCCAUCUUGUGGAGGAAAGGACCCUUCUAGUUAGGUUUUAGACCACAUUCUGCCCCUAAAAUAUUUUACCUUGGAAAAAUCACUGAUGUAUCUAUGCCUUUUUUUAUCACUUCAAAAUUGGGCAUUAAAAUAGAUGAACUUCGAAGUCCCUACCAGGUCUAACAUCCUAGAAUUAUGUAAUUUGUGAAUCACCAUGGUUUAGGAAAAUCUUAAGUAAAUAGAUCUCUUCUUUAUGUGGGGUCCACACUCAUAAUGCCUGAACACCUUAUUAAAUAUUAGAGGAAAAAAAAACCCAACAGAUAGGCCGUUUGGCUAUUUUAAGGCCCUAUUAACAUAACUUCACAGGACAUUUGGUAACUGACUCUUAUAAUUCUGCAGCUCUAAGUGCAAGAGUGUUCUCAGAACAAACUUAGAGUGAGGGUAGAUGAGGGAGAAAAUGAGUAUAUAUCCACAUCUCAGUACACGGUACCAAACUCUGCAGUCACAUUGUACAUUGUCUGGGCCAGAAAUUGAUGAGAUGCACCUGAUUCAGAUGAGGACCUCCCCAGCACAUAUCCUGCUUAGCCAUUAGAAACAACCCAAAUGCCUAUCGACAGGCAAACAGAUCAAAAAUAGUGGCAUAUUCAUGAUUGAAUACUAUAUAGAAAUGACAAAGAAUGAAGUACUGCUACAUGCAACAAUAUGAAUAAAUGUCACAAACACAGUAGUGAUCAAGAGAAGUCAAACACACACACACAAAACACAAACUGUGUGAUUCCACUUAUAUAAAACUGUAAAAAAGGAAAAAGCUAAAAAAAAAAAGCUAAAAAAAAAAGGAAAAAGCUAAUAUAUGAUACUAGAUAUCAGGUAGUAGCUACCUUUGGAGAAGAGGGUGGAAAUUAGGCAGGGCAUUGUAGGCAGAUAGGGUAGGGGAUUCCUGAAGGAAGAGAACCAGAUGUAACUUUUUAAAUAUAAUUUUUAAAGGUUACAGUCCAUUUACAGUUAUUACAAAAUAUUGGCUAUAUUCCCUGUUUUGUACAAACACUUUGUAGCCUACCUUACACCCAAUAGUUUGUACCUCCCACUCCCCCACCCCUAUGCUGCCCCUCUCCACCCUCUCCCCAGUGGCACCCACUAGUUUGUUCUCUAUAUCAGUGAGUCUGCUUCUUGUUAUAUUAACUAGUUGAUUGUAUUUUUUAGAUUCCACAUGUAAGUGACAUAGUAUUUAUCUUUCUCCAGACAUAACUUUCUUGACCUAAGAGAAGCCAUUUUAGGCCUAAGCUAUUUUGUGAUCUCAGCCUGGCCACAAGUGCUUGUUCUUGACCAGGCCAAGGAAAUAACCAUACUGGGGACAAUAAAUCAGUUGUAAAGAAUCCCAUUUCUGUUUCGAAGGUAAAGAUUAGCCUGAAGCACAUUCCUGAGCUAUUCUGCAAGCUCUAAACCCCCCUUGAGUACUCCACCACCAGACUAACUGGAACCUAAGGAAUGAUGAAGCUGACCUUUGCUGACCUUUGAGACUUCAAUCAACUAGAGCCAGGACUCUGUCAACCUUUGCCCCAAUUCUAAGCUGCAUUCUCCUCCGCUCAAGCCCCUCCAUGAAUAUGCACAUACUAUCCCGCCCAAGCCCCUUCGCGUAAGGAAGUACCCUUAGCUUGAAACUUCGCUCAUUUUGCUGUUCAGGGAAAUACUACCUCCGGAAAUUUCCUCGGUGUUCUCCCAACUUGUUGUGAGCAAUAAAUCCUUCCUUCCUUCUGCUCUUUUGCUUGGUUGUGUCUUGGCUUGACACCCACCAAAGAGCGAAUCCAGUUUUCAGGUAACAGCUUGAGGGAGGCUACCUGGAUAUUUAUAAUACUCUAUUCCUUCAUCCAGGAGAUAGUUACGUGGGUGUGUGUACUUCAGGAAAAUCCAUCAAGCUGUACACUUAAAAUACAUGGUUUGAUAACAUCAAGGAACAUUUUUAUGUUUUUU
Orcinus orca (killer whale) is the source of this 7898-nucleotide messenger RNA. RefSeq names its product zinc finger protein 648 (gene ZNF648). The transcript has 3 exons. Bases 316 to 1986 code for a protein of 556 amino acids. The record is from RefSeq and is a predicted model, not a curated record. Gene Ontology annotation, molecular function: DNA-binding transcription repressor activity, RNA polymerase II-specific. Lineage: Eukaryota; Metazoa; Chordata; Mammalia; Artiodactyla; Delphinidae. Gene Ontology annotation, biological process: negative regulation of transcription by RNA polymerase II.